Messenger RNA from Amphibalanus amphitrite, 771 nucleotides. RefSeq names its product NADH dehydrogenase [ubiquinone] 1 beta subcomplex subunit 5, mitochondrial-like. The record is from RefSeq and is a predicted model, not a curated record. The transcript is spliced from 4 exons. NCBI's taxonomy places the organism in Eukaryota, Metazoa, Arthropoda, Thecostraca, Balanomorpha, Balanidae. The coding region runs from base 109 to 639 and encodes 176 amino acids.
AUUCCUCUUCCGCGAACUUUUGUGAGUUGUUGAUGCUAUUGGAGUGGGGGGUGAAUGGGCAGUAUUGGUUCAGGUAACACCUGACUGAAGGCUGCCUUCAUCAGCAUCAUGACAGUACUAAGUGUGCUCCGCACUGCCGCCCGCCCGGCUCGGCUGGCCAUCACCCAAAACUCGCGGCAAGUCGCCAAAAUGAGCGAUCACCGGGCGAUGAACAUCAUCCCGUCGCGCUUCCAAUGGAACAAGUUCAAGGACAUGCUGCACCUGUACUUUGUGGGCGCGGCCAUCCCGCUGCUAGCCGGUAUCGGCAUCACCAACAUGAUGGUCGGUCCGGCCACGCUGUCCGAGAUCCCCGAGGGCUACGUGCCACGAGAGGACGAGUACUACAAGUCACCCAUCACACGCUUCCUGGUGCGCAACUUCACCCGCAACGAGCAGAUGGAGUACGAGAAGAAGAUGCAGUACAUCUGGGAGACCGAGCACAAACGGCAGCUUAGGCUGAUUGAGAAGCGCGUCAAGAAGCUGAUGGCCGAGCGCGGCGACUACAAGGCGUGGUACUACACCCCUCACAUCGCGCGCAAGUACCAGCGCAUCGUACGCAAGGAGACGGAGGAGCUGAUGGAGCGGCGACCAGCCGCGUAACCCGAGCCGCGCGCCGCGCCGGACCGGGCAGGUUGUUCAUGGUGUACCUACUGGACGUGUAGCCGGGCCGUUUUACUGGCUCCGUGUGUGCCGAGUGUUUUGAUGCAAUAUAUAGCUGAGACGUCGUGAUAA